AGUCGACGUGGUCUGUUUUGAGACGAUCGAUAUGAAAACGACGUCGUUGCAGGGAAAUGAAAAAAAAUUCAUCUGAUUGAUUGAUUUCCUUCAUCAAGAGAUCUCGAGUGUACUCCCUUUGAUCUUCAUCGUCUAGCUGAUUUCUCGGGUUGGGUAUUUGAAAAUUUUCGAAAACAAUGGCAGCGAUUUACAGUCUUUACAUUAUAAACAAAUCUGGUGGUCUGAUAUUCUACAAGGUACGAUCUUUCUCUUGUUCUCGAUCUCGCAGCUGUAUGACUUUUUCUGCCUGGAGAAUGAUGACCUAAAUAAUGUUAAUUUCGCCCGUGAUUCCUCCAUUUGAUUUGAGGAUUGUGGAACAAAGGGAAGAAUGGAUACGAAUGAUAGCUUGAGAGUAGCGAGUUUAUGGCAUUCAAUGCACGCCAUUUCUCAGCAGCUUUCACCUGUCAAUGGCUGUUCUGGAAUUGAGCUUCUAGAAGCUGACACUUUUGAUCUCCACUGUUUCCAGUCUCUCCCUGGAACAAAGUUCUUUGUGGUUUGUGAACCGGGAACUCCCCACAUGGAGAGCCUCCUUAGAUACAUUUAUGAACUCUACACUGAUUAUGUCUUGAAGAAUCCUUUCUACGAGAUUGAAAUGCCUAUCCGUUGCGAGCUUUUCGACAUCAACCUUACUCAAGCAGUACAGUCAGAUCGUGUUGCAUUGCUAGGAAGAUGAGCGAGAGAUUUAUUGAUUGUCUGCUGGAUUGUUUCUUCUUUUGCCUUUUUUUUUUUUUUUUUUUGCGGGUUUCUUGUACCGAUAACAUUUUGUAUGUGAUAACAACCGAACAUUGCAAGAAA
Molecule: messenger RNA, 834 nt
Organism: Eutrema salsugineum
Lineage: Eukaryota; Viridiplantae; Streptophyta; Magnoliopsida; Brassicales; Brassicaceae
Product: trafficking protein particle complex subunit 4
Exons: 3
Coding region: 368-712 (114 amino acids)
Biological process (GO): endoplasmic reticulum to Golgi vesicle-mediated transport
Cellular component (GO): TRAPP complex
Source: RefSeq, a predicted model, not a curated record